Messenger RNA from Vitis vinifera (wine grape), 1755 nucleotides. RefSeq lists its product as uncharacterized. Lineage: Eukaryota; Viridiplantae; Streptophyta; Magnoliopsida; Vitales; Vitaceae. The transcript is spliced from 2 exons. The record is from RefSeq and is a predicted model, not a curated record. Bases 976 to 1572 code for a protein of 198 amino acids.
GGGUCAUGGUUUUUAAUUGAUUUUCUAAUAAGAUGAAGAUGACAAAAACUUAUACCAAGAGUUUGUCUGAUCUUAAAAUCAGGCUUCAAAUUGGGACCGACUGGACAAUAAGAAUUAUGGAAAUUUCUUUAUAGCGAAAGCCAGCUGGGAUUAAACAAAGCUUGCAAGGGUGCCUCACAUACAAUCUCAGAUUUAAUGAAUUGGAGCAUUUCCAUUAAAAUUUAAUAAUGAUUCCAUUGCUUCCAAGCAUGAGUUUUUCCUGGCAUGUGAAGGCUAUUAGUUCAACAUUGAACAUAGAAGGUCAUGGAAGGUAAGAUUACACAAUAUGAGAAAAUGACACCCCUCAUCAUUGCUGAUGGUUAUAUUAUCACUAAAAUUGGCUCCUCAUUUUAGUUGAGAGUUCAAGGAUUAAAAUGAAGCAUUUUUAGUUUCAGAUUGGUAAGAUGAUUCCGAUUAUUAUAAGGAAAACAUGCAUUUCUGUUAAUAUAAACAGUGAGAAGGCAGAAAAAUCAUAUCUAUGAAGUUGUUGGAUCACACUUUGAGGGGCAGAAGUGAACGUGCACGCAUUACAGGAUGUUAUAAUGAAAAGGUCAUACUCUGUGUGUGUGCGAGAGAGACAAACGAAUGCAAAAAUUAUAUGAUCUCAAAUUUCUAAUAUAAAACUCAAGCGAAUAGACCAGUCCAAAAGUUCUAAGACGUGGCCAAGGUGGAUUGGUUUUAUAUCAAGAAGUGGAAACUUUUCCUCGGUUCUUUCUUCUCUAAAUUCAUUGAGAGUCUACCGGGGUUGAGUCCAUGCCAUCAUGCUUCUCCAUUAGUAUUGUAGUUGGUGUGGAAAGAGAUAGAUUAGGACACUGCAAUUGAGAGAUUAGCCACAAACUUUUCACCACAACUGACUUUAAAUCCCACAAGGGGCUCCGCAUAAUUAUUUGUUUUUAACCCGAAAAACAGUCCUGUUUUUCUAACAGUCUGGUUAAGAUGGAAGAUGAAGCAGGAUGGGCGAAGAAGAUGAUUCAAAAGGAUAUGCUGCGAAUUGCUGCAUCUGUGAUCCCAAUAUUCCUGCUUUUGUGGACAAUUCAAGCUGGGAUUAAGCUUGCAACUGAUCCUGGGAACGAAGCCAAAUACAACCAGUUUGCCUUAUUGAUUGGGGUUGUCACUAUUACCUUUGGUACAAUAUACUUCAUCAUUGGGCUUGGCAUAGUUGCAGACUUGGUACUGGGUUGGUCAGGUCGGUUGCGGGGGAUGGAGGACAAGAAAACUGCAGUUCAUCAAGCAAGGGAGACAAAGACAACCCAGAAAGAUACUGGCCGCCUUGCUGCAACUGUGAUCACAAUGUUCAUGCUCUUAUGGGCAAUUUUCACUGGGUUUAGGCUUGUAACUGAACCUACAAGAAGAGAUGGAAGAUACAGUGGCUUGGCUUUCUCAAUCGGGGUUGUUGCUAUUGUCUUUGGUUUCGUCUAUUUUAUCAUUGGGCUCGCCAUAUUGGCAGAAUUGGUCCUAAAUAUCUUAGACGAGUUGCAGAAGAAUGAGAGGAAGGAAUCCAACAUUCAUAUAGAUUGCAGCAUUGAUGUCUAACAGCCAAAAAUAGCUUCAUAUUUCCAAUGUUAAGAGGAAUAUAUAGGCCCCUUUUGCUCAUAGUUUUUCUGUAAACUAUACAACAUUCAUCCAGAAAGAUAUAUGUAACUAUGACGGAAGAGUCUAAAUCAUUCUUUCCUAAAGCACUAUAACUACGAAAUAAAUCAUCUAUGCUUUCAUCCA